UUUACUGUUUGUAGCAACGAGAAGCGUCUUUCACUCAAACAUCAACAAAGUUGACAAGCCGUUUACAGUUUGGAUUAAAGUUUAAACUCUUGCAAUAUAGUUAUUGACACCGAUCUGGCAAAAUAGUUUUUGUAAGUACUGUUUACAUCCUUGACUUUAGUCUGUAUAUUAUUUCUAGCUUGCAAACCACCCAGAUUAAAAAGAUACAUACAGUGAUGCUAUACCGUGAUGAUCAGUGUUAAGUGUUCACUGGUAUGGGGAUUUAUCUGGAGCAGUUCAUAUUUUCAAGAUCAGUUUCAUGGCAGCAAUACCUAUAACUGAUUGCUCGUGCAUUUCACUGAUACCUGAGAUUCAGAAUUUUCACAUAUAAAUACUAAAAUUUGAGUUCAAAAUACUCUUUCGGCUCAUGUGAAAUUAAAGGUUCGUGUGAAAUUUAUCGUUCCAAUGUAGGUAGCAACGAACAUGUACAAUGUACUUGAUGUCCGGACUAUAUGGAAGAACUUUGCCGAUAUUUCGAACAAACGUUUAUUCCAGACAAAGGCUAAUUUCCUUUGAAUCACAUUGAUCGAAGUUUUUGUUAUAUUUAUCAGAGAGUAAUAGUUACUUUGAUCCUGUAAUGACUGUACUGACUGUAAUCUAGUAAUCUAUCAACUAAGUAGUCUAAGUCCACGUGUAGGUUUCUUCUCUGCUCGACUCCUGCCAAUUCAGACAACUGAUAAGACAACUGCAUAAACAGGAAGCAGGGAUGGAGCUCUGGUCAUCGGUAGGGCCAUGUGCUCCAACUGUUACCAACAGUAAAGUAUUGAAAGGCAAUGUUAAAAAAAACUGAACUUAGUUAAAAAAAAAACUGUUACCGACAGUAAAGUAUUGAAAGGCAAUGUUAAAAAACUAAACUUUGUUCCAUAAACUAACAAUCACCAGGAGUGGACUUCGGUACACUGGAGCAUAGUUUUAUAAUAUGUUGCCACCAGAUAUUAGAUCUUCCAGCUCAUUUCAAGCAUUCAAGAGUAAAAUCCAUGAAUUGUUUUUGGAGAUGUAUAAAAAUAACUCGUAAGAUGUACAGUGUAUGUUAAUUCUAAUUUGUUAUACAUAUACCGAUAUGUACUUUAUGUAAUUAUGUAUACUGUAGUCUGUAGAAAUGUAAAUUGUACUGCAUGUAAAUUAGCCUGCGAACAGGCUCUCAAGCUGAAUUGAGAGCCUGCAUCGAUGACUAAUGAAUUUGAAUAUCUGCCCCGUAACGUUCGUUUGUCCAAAUAUGGAAUGUCUAUCCUUAUAUGGUGUUGUUUACAACUUUAGUGCAAACUAAAUUUAGACCGUGGAAACUAAAUUUAGACCGUACAGUUUAUACUGUUUUCGAAAUAUAAGAUAUUCAAGCAAAAGUUCAAAUGUUUUAAAUACUGUUUUCUCAAAACAGAACAUUUCGUGCUUUGAGAUAAGAUGGCCAAGACCAAUUUGAUCAGUUAAUGUGUUUUUUUAUGCAUAGUGCUUGCAGUUGACAUAUAUAGAGCUCAGCGGAAACAUAUAAAUUAUAGCAUCUGACCAAUGAGAAUUUAGCGUCACGAUUUGAGACGCAGAGAUUCAAAUUCAUUAGUCAUCGAUGCAGGCUCUCAAUUCAGCUUGAGAGCCUGUUCGCAGGCUACAUGUAAAUAUAUUCGAUUAUAUAGUUAAUAGUUUAGAAGGUCCAGUGGAAGAUUAGCGAAAGCUAAAACUAGCAUAUUUCCUUGUAAAUUAACCUUCUUUCAAUAAAGUUUUAAUAACAAUAAUAAAUAUUAUUUCUGCUAAAUAGGUUUGCACCAACAGGAAACAGAAUUACGACUCCAUCUUAAAAUGAAAGGAAUAAUCUUCUCCACUCACUCGCAGUACAAACCAAUAUGCACGAAGAUCGCCGCCGCUUUGCCUUCCACCCUGUAUGACGUCAUUAUCAUUGACGAGAACUCUCCCCAGGCUCUGGCUGAACGCGAGGAAGCAGUCCGCUGGUGUGCUAUGUUCGUGAUCGUGGGCUCAGUGAGAUACCAGCGCGAUGCGUAUUGCCUGGAGCUGGCAAACUAUGCGAAAACAAUCCGAAAGCCGAUUAUAACAAUUUUAGCACAAAAUAAAUACAAACCGUCAGGAGCUAUCGGUGCCAUUGCUGUGGCUGGAUCGACUGGCAUAGAUUUUACGAAAGAUUUUCAAAACUCCAUCGAAAUCUUGAAACAAGAGCUGGAAUCUAAAGCGUGGAGCACCGAUUUAUCCAAACCAGUUAUCACCGAUUCGAGUUCAGCAACGACCGUACCCAAACCGUUAAAAACAUCUGCCGGAGUGUUAAUUUCGUACCAAAAAGACGCUUCGCACGUCACAGAAAUGGUUAAGUCGGUUCUAGGGUCAGCGGCAUCCCUCAUCGAUCCCACCCUGACAUCGGACCACGAUCAGAAAAUCUCGGGUUGUCAGGUUUUUGUCGCGGUGCUAUCGCCUGAGUAUCAGUCCUCGGCCGCGAGUCAGAAAAGUUAUGAAACGGCAAGGCUAUACCGCAAGAAAAUUAUUCCUGUCAUAGGAGCAGCUAAGUACCAGCCCUCUGGUUGGCUGGCGCUCGCAAUAGCGGGAAAGCUAUAUUAUGCAAUGCCUGACCGUGACUCUGCAUACAAGAAAUUUUACGACAGUUCACUGAUCAAUGAUUUUCGCUACGCCGUCGAAGCCUUGUUGCAGCCACACGCCAGCGAGGAAGAAAGAGAAGCGAAGGAAAUUGAAGCUUUGGACAAACAGCUUGAAGACUGCAAGAAGAAACUACCCAGUUGGCCGCCAAAGCCCAGACCACAAGAUGCCAAAGUUGACGAAGUCGAAAGCGCAGUAAAAGACCUGAAUGUUGAAGCUAAGAAGGAUUUGGUAUUCAAUUACAUACACCAUGAGGUGACUCGGAUGUCCUUCGUGCCGCCGAAGCCUUUGUUCGACGCCCGAGGUAGGUAUACCGAUGUAUGUAUUUGUGCAAAACAGUUUAAUAACGUCAGUUGAUAUGAUCGUUUUAUCAUCUCUAGGUGUUCCCCUACGACGCAAGUUUGACGCAAUGUGUUCUUACCAAUGGUCCAUACAGACCUUCGUGCGUGACUUCUACAUGGAUCUGCACAUGCGCAGUUUAGAGGUAUGGAUGGAUAUAUGGGGUGGGAUGCAAGGAAACAUCAACGAAGCCAUGGCGAACGCUGUCGAGUGCUCUACGACCGUCAUUUGUUUCCUCACGGCGAAAUAUCAACAGUCAGUGAACUGCUGUUUGGAAUUGAAGUAUGCCCUCUCCAAAGGAAAGCCCGUCAUAUUUAUAAAAGUUGAACCUAAGCUCUCGCUGUUGCCAUGGAUAUCUGAAGUGGUCGCUCGCUCCAAGGUAAUUUGGCCCAAACAUUUUAGUACUCGAUUCAUGUUGCCGUUUACAAACGUUGAGAGACAAAUUUUGAGCCGUUCCGGAAACUUUGAAUCCGGAAAAAAGUGGAAACUUUCUACCUGGAAACAAUUGAAUCUGAAAUUUUCAACUCUGUCCGUUACAGGUUACAAAAGUUGAAAGUAUUUUUGUUCUUAUUUCAAUAGGUUUACGAGAUGAGUUCAAUUUCAGACGCGGGAAAAAAGGAUGACGGCAUUCCUCGAAUUAAUCGCAUUUCCGAGUUGAUUCGCGCGUACUCUUCGCGCGCUCCCGCGAAAGUUCUCGAAGAUGACGUCACGGAGGAAGUCCACACGAGACGCGAGAUGCUCGAAGAUGCGUUGUAUUGGAUUUACCAGAACCAAGGAACCGCGCGGUUUAUAAAGUGUGGGAGGUGCGGGGCUGAGUUUGAUGAUAAUUCACAGGACGGGUGUAAAGUGCACGAUGCCUAUUUCAUGGGGGGAACUAUCCUCGCGGGACGGUGGGUAUGUUGUCAGCAAAGGUCUAAAGAUUCCCCCGGGUGUAAGAAAACCAAGCAUACCACAACUGUUUUAAAGUGGAAAGAGAUUCCUGGCCAUGGUGGUUGUUUCAAGUGGCAGUAGAUUAUGUUCAUUGUUAGUAGACAUGUUUGUCCAAUUUCCACUGAUUCACUGCAUAUCAUGAAGCAAACAAGAUGACUUUUUGAUAUUGUUAAUAUUAGUCUUAUCAGUAAAGUCAUUUUACCAGAUAGUAUAAAGUAUAGUUAGUGUUAAGUAGACUGUAAUUU
Paramuricea clavata is the source of this 4142-nucleotide messenger RNA. The record is from the annotation of a GenBank genome assembly. Lineage: Eukaryota; Metazoa; Cnidaria; Anthozoa; Malacalcyonacea; Plexauridae.